Molecule: messenger RNA, 4201 nt
Organism: Bombyx mori (domestic silkworm)
Lineage: Eukaryota; Metazoa; Arthropoda; Insecta; Lepidoptera; Bombycidae
Gene: osy
Product: ABC transporter G family member 23
Exons: 16
Coding region: 39-2537 (832 amino acids)
Cellular component (GO): membrane
Molecular function (GO): ABC-type transporter activity; ATP binding; ATP hydrolysis activity
Source: RefSeq, a predicted model, not a curated record
GUAUAAAUGUUCCUGGAAUAUUGUGCUUCUCUGCCACGAUGCUAUCAUGGAUAACUCUGGUUGUGGCUAUCUACAUGCUCCAUCGACCAUUUAACACCAGUCUAGUGGUGGGCCCUCGACUAAUAAUUAAUUGCAAGACAGUUCAAAUGGAAAAUCGCAAAAUGCCAGCUUACGACAAUGAAGGAGCCACGAUAUCCAUGGAGGACGUCCGGGAAAUCGACCGUCCAAUCACCAUUAGCACCAUAGAAGAAGAGCUAAUAGCCAGAAGAAACAGAAUGUUCAAAACUCAAAAGUCCACAGUUGCUUCUAGGAGGCAGCAAGCGGUGUGUGUCAGACGAGCGCACAAAAGAUAUGGAACAGCUAAAAACCCUAACGUUAUUUUGGAUGGUCUGAAUAUGACUGUUGCUAAAGGAUCUAUAUAUGGCCUUUUGGGUGCUUCUGGCUGCGGCAAGACCACACUGCUGUCGUGUAUAGUCGGCAGACGAAGACUAAAUUCUGGUGAGAUCUGGGUGCUGGGUGGAAAGCCCGGAAGCCCUGGCAGUGGAGUCCCUGGGCCUAGAAUAGGAUAUAUGCCACAGGAAGUCGCGCUCUUCGGCGAAUUUUCGAUCAGAGAAACACUAAUAUAUUUCGGUUGGAUCGCGAACAUGUCCACUCCACAAGUAGAAGAACGAAUAGACUUCCUCAUCAAGUUAUUGCAGUUACCUAAUCCUACAAGACAAGUCAAAAAUUUAUCUGGGGGACAACAAAGAAGGACUUCUUUAGCCGCUGCCCUUAUUCACGAUCCUGAGCUGCUUAUCCUGGACGAGCCUACAGUUGGAGUGGAUCCUGUGCUCAGACAAAGCAUCUGGGAUCAUCUCGUGGAUAUAACAAAGGAAGGUCGGACAACAGUGAUCAUAACUACUCAUUACAUCGACGAAACAAAACAAGCUAACAUGAUUGGCCUUAUGCGAGGCGGUAGAUUUUUGGCUGAAGAGUCUCCGAGCGAGUUGAUCAGCCGCUACAACGCCGAAAGCCUUGAAGAAGUGUUCCUGAAGCUGUCAGUGCUACAGAAUCUAGGCAAGCGCCGAAGAUCUAGCAUUCUCGCUGAUGUCGUUGAAAAAGUUGAGCUUCCUACUAUGCCUGAUCCAUCAGCCAUAGAUUUGGAGGAAGCAGAAGUAGGAGAGAUUUCCGGAGAGUUCGGUGACAACGUCUCGAUGAGCAGUAAAGGAAGGGUUGUAGUGGCACCGGACCUACCAAUUCCAGUAGAAGCUAUACCCCCUGAAGAGAAACCGAAGAGGACAAAAAUGGAAAUGAUCAUGCCAAUGAAAUGGCAUCACAUGAAAGCUCUAAUAUGGAAGAACUUCUGGAGUCUAUUUAGGAACUUUGGUGUAUUAGCGUUCAUAAUGGGCUUACCGAUAUCGCAAAUGGUCUUAUUCUGCCUCGCUAUCGGUCAUUAUCCUGUUGGUCUUCCCAUAGCGGUUGUGAAUUACGAGUCUCACAGCAGCGAUCCGUUGUGUUAUUAUGACCAGAAGAAAUGCCCUCAAGACCGCAGCACGUACGAUUGGCAUUUGACGAACUUUAGCUGCCGUUAUUUGGAUUUCCUAUCGAAGCGGCAGAGCAAUCUGAUCCUGUACCCCAACACUGAAGAAGCCAUGUCGGAAGCAGCCCACGGCAAAGCCAGGGUCGUUCUGGUGUUCCCUGCCAAUUUCUCAACUUGUCUUCAAGAAAGAAUCACGAAUCCACGCCGCACAGAUGACUACACUAUUAUGAAUUCCGAUGUAGAGAUCCACAUGGAUAAUACAGAUAAACAAGUCGAAUGGAUGUUGAGUCGCGAUCUGCAGCUUGCGUUCAUGGACGCUACACAGGAGCUGGCGAAGAUCUGUCAGCUACCCUCGAGAAUGAUGUCCAUUCCGGUGCACUUCAAUGAGCCUAUCUAUGGUCUAGAUGAGGCCAACUUCACCGAUUUUGCUGGACCGGGAGUAAUAUUAACUAUCAUAUUUUUCUUGGCGGUGGCUUUGACUUCAGGGUCUAUGCUGGCUGAAAGAAAUGAAGGCAUCCUUGAAAGGACUCUAGUUUCAGGAAUCACUGGUACAGAGAUUCUGUUCUCACACGUCACGGUACAAAUGCUGGUGAUGAUAGCCCAGUCGGUCAUUGUCUUGGUCAUCGGCUUCGUGUUCUUUGGACUCACGAUGAGAGGUCCUAUUGGAUGGGUCACAUUCCUCACACUGAUCACUGGAUUGUGUGGAAUGACUUUUGGUUUCGUCGUGUCCUGUGUUUGUGACACCGACAGAACAGCUACUUACCUGGCUCUUGGCUCGUUCCUGCCGAUGGUGUUACUUUGCGGCAUCAUAUGGCCCGUUGAAGGUAUGCACCUGAUUCUACAGUGGAUCAGCUACAUUCUUCCGCUUACGAAAUCUACAGAGUCUCUCAGAUCGAUGCUACAGAGAGGUUGGACUAUCAAUGUACCCACUGUCUACUCUGGAUUCAUAUCAACCGGAAUUUGGAUAGCUAUUUAUUUGACCACAAGUAUUUUACUACUUAAAUUUAAGAAAGGCUAAUCUGAGGUCUGAACAUACCUUAUAUUCAGUGUUAAUAUUAUCACGGAAGGCGGUCAUGUUUCUAAUUAGACCUGUGGAAUAAAUUUGAAACCUAUUUUUAAUUGUUAUAAGUUCGAUUUUGAAAUGUUGUAAUAGAUUUCUAGGGUGUUGUAUGAAAAUGUCUGUUUAAUCAGAUCCACCUACAUUUUUUGAGAUAAUGUAUGAUGAAAAUUCUAUUAAUGGGAUGACAAAAAAUAAGUUAAUCAAAAUUACUUUUCAAAUUGAUAAAACUUAAAGGCUUCGUCAAACAGAAUGCGUACUUAGCGCUGCGUUUUAACGUCGCGCUCUUUUCAUGAUGUCGAGUGAUUCAGAUGUGGCAUUGUAUAAGCAUGGGAUUUUCUAACAAUUUGUAUCAAUUUUUCGGGCAUUAUCCAGUAUUUUAAUACACAUUCACUCGGACGCUAAAAUAAAAAAAACUUUAAAAAUUACAACGCCUAACGUCAAAGCGUCCUAACGCCACGACAGAGCGUUGCGUACUGCUAGCGCUGGGCCUCUGUUUGACGUAUGUUACCAUACAACACAUCUCGGCGUCAUAGCGCGCCGUCAGUUUAGCGUUCUGACGCGCGUUAAUUACGCGUUCUGUUUAACGAAGCCUUAAGAGUUAGAUAGAUUAACAUGAAUCAAUAAGAAUCGAAUUUUCUAAAUGUAUACGUACUGAAAAUACAUUUCGUCUGUGGUUUUUAUAUAAUAUGAAUUGUGAAUAGUGUUAUUGAUGUACGCUUAUUGUCUUAGGGGGUUUAGUUAGUAUAUUUAUUCCUUAAGCUUUUGAUGGGGUAAAAAUUUUCCAAUAUUACAAGAUAAAAAAUAUCAUUUUAGAAGCGACUGUUUAAUAUCACUGAUGGGAUAUUUUUAAUUCAAAUUUAAGCUUUAAAUAUUGAUUUAAAAAUGGAAAAAAAAAUAUCAUUUUUAUUUAAUUUCAAUUCAAUUUUAUUUCUUUUAUUUUUCAACCAAAUCGACAUUAUAUAAAGUCACUGAAAACCUUUCUUAACAAAAGAUACAUUUAAUAAUUGAAUGAAUAGUUAAAUGAGACACUUCUGAGAAAUAUUUUGAUAAAUCCGAACUUUUAAAGUUAAGGUCUGGACCGGACUACUUUUUUGCCUUAACUCUCAUUCCUGUAAAAUUUAUUUGUCUUAAUGAGGUCUCGAUUUAUAUAACCUUUAGAUCAAUUAUGUACUAAAACUGUCUUCACUAAAAAUAGUGGUUUAAGCAAUAUGCAGUUAUCAUCAAUUAAAAUUUCAAAAGUUCAAUUUGGAGGGUUUAAAUCGUGGAUAUCCGAAUUUAUGUCCAGAAAUAUGUCGAGUCAUUUGGAUGUCUUUCAUAUCUGGUGGUGGGGGUAGCUAUCAAAUACCAAAAAAGGAUUUACAUGCGGUUUAUCGCCUCAGCGAUGCUACCAUUUAUUUUUAUUUCUGGGAAAGGUUCGAAUACCGCUUACAAUAAUUGUUCUACAAUUUGUUACUGUUACACAAUAAGUACAAUAAACUUAUCAAUAUCGCUAAGGUUUAAUUAAUGGUACAAAAAACGGACAUCAAUUUAAGACUAAAAAUGUUAUAUUUAAAAUAUUUUUUUGCAAUGACCAAUUGUGAUACGUAAUUUAUAAGAAUUAGUUAAUAAAGAUUCAAAAUUCA